Fulmarus glacialis (Northern fulmar) is the source of this 978-nucleotide messenger RNA. RefSeq names its product doublecortin domain containing 2B (gene DCDC2B). Gene Ontology annotation, biological process: intracellular signal transduction. NCBI's taxonomy places the organism in Eukaryota, Metazoa, Chordata, Aves, Procellariiformes, Procellariidae. The transcript is spliced from 8 exons. Gene Ontology annotation, cellular component: microtubule organizing center; microtubule. The record is from RefSeq and is a predicted model, not a curated record. Bases 1 to 978 code for a protein of 325 amino acids.
AUGAUCUCCUGUGGCUUAGCAAUGGCACCUCCAGCCAAGAACGUGGUGGUGUAUCGCAACGGUGACCCCUUCUUCCCCGGGAGGAAGGUCGUAGUGAACCAGCGGCGGGUCCUGACCUUUGAGGCGUUUCUGAAUGAGGUGACCAAGAGCAUUCAUGCGCCCUUGGCUGUGAGGCACCUCUACACACCCAGGCACGGCCACCGCAUCGCUGAGCUGGGAGACCUGCAGGAUGGGUGCCAGUACGUGGCUGCGGGCUUUGAAAAGUUCAAAAGGCUUGACUAUUUAAAUCGUGGAAGAAAGGAGCUCCAUGGGACAAGGAACAACGAGGGUCUGCAGUUCCACACCGUAGCUCCCUGGAAGUCGAAUGUCUUGGCACGACGGCAGAAGCACGUCCACCUGCCCUGCACGAUACAUGUUUUCCGGAAUGGGGAUUUGCUGAGCCCUCCUUUCCCACUGCUGCUCUCCAAGAGCACCCCACUGCAGUGGGAAGCACUCCUGGCCACGCUGACAGAGAAAGCCGACCUGCGCAGCGGAGCUGUUAACAAGCUCUGCAGGCUGGACGGAACCCAGGUGUCUGGUGGGGAGGAGCUGGUGAAUGGCCAUUACUAUGUGGCAGUGGGAAAUGAGGAGUACAAGAAACUGCCUUACUUUGAGCUGCUGGUGCCCCAGGAUUCUGCGUGCAGGAUGUUGUGUUUGCCGAACUCUGUGCCAUCUCCCAGGACAGAGCUGGUGACUCUGCUCUUGCUGAACCUACUCAACAGGCAAGCCAGGAAAUCUUGCCUCAAAGAGGAAGAGUCCAUUUUCCAUGCUAAACCUGUCCGUGCAGGACAAAACAGAAGGAGCAAAAGGAAUGUGCAGCACUGGCCUGAUCAAGAAAGUGUGUAUAAAACCAAAGAUCCUAGGAAGGAGAUGCGAGGUGCCCAGGAAGUAAAAGAGGACGAGCACACAAGGGUGGACGUACCCGUUGAUCAGGUGUGA